Molecule: messenger RNA, 1554 nt
Organism: Aspergillus thermomutatus
Lineage: Eukaryota; Fungi; Ascomycota; Eurotiomycetes; Eurotiales; Aspergillaceae
Product: histidine phosphatase family protein
Exons: 4
Coding region: 1-1554 (517 amino acids)
Molecular function (GO): acid phosphatase activity
Source: RefSeq, a predicted model, not a curated record
AUGCGCGCCUCCCUGUCCAUUAUUUCUUGGCUGGCAGUAGCCUCCUGGGCAGAUGCAGCUGCUGUCGAGGCCCGUGCUGUCCAAGCUACCACUGCCCCAACAGCUGCAUCCAGCAGUGCAACCGCCGAGCCGAACUGGUUUCAAACCACGCCUCAGAGCUACCAAGGCACUACUGCCACUGGCGCUGCACAAUUCCUGGCUGAAACGAACCCAGUCACCUUCGCACAUAAGUCAUUCACUGCCAAUGGGCCACUUCAAACAGGCGAGCCCAUCGAUGGAGCCGCUGGCCGCAACAUCUUCCAACAGAUGGGUGACUUGAGCCCCUACUUCUCACCUGCCGAAGGCUUCGGAGUGAACGAGUAUGCGCUCCCCAAGGGCUCAAAGAUUACGCAAAUGCAUAUGAUACACCGGCAUGGCGCUCGUUACCCUUCAUCCUCCGAGAACAUGGCCGCAUGGGCCCAGAAGAUCACCAAUUCUACUGCAUCCGGGAACAAAUUCACCGGCGCUCUGUCUUUCCUCAACGACUGGAGAUUCGGUCUGGGAGCCGAGAUACUCGCCCCCAAGGGUCGUGAGGAACUUUUCCAGAGCGGUGUUCUCAAUUGGUACAACUAUGGACAGCUGUACAACGAGAGUUCGACCCACAGGCUGGUCGUCCGCACCACGACCCAGGACCGUAUGCUCAAGUCCGCGGAGAACUUCCUCGCGGGCUUCUUCGGUCUGGAGUGGACUGAAAAGGCCAAUCUGACAUCUAACCUGAAGAAGCGCACCGCCGCGCUCGCAAAGCUGUCGGGCUCCUACAACUGGACUUCCACCGACUCCUACACGGCCCAGUCCCUCUGCACCUACGAGACCAUCAGCCUCGGAUACAGCCAGUUCUGCCAGCUCUUCACCUACAAGGAAUUCGAACACUACGGCUACACCAUCGACCUCAUGUUCGCCGCGCUAACGGGCUUCCAAAGCCCCGUCGGCCGCGCCAUGGGCAUCGCCUGGGUCGAGGAAUUCCUCGCCCGGGUCGAAGGCCAUUUCCUGCAGACCACAGGCACAAGCGCAAACAUGACCCUCGACACCAACCCGGCCACCUUCCCCACAGACCAGAACCUCUACCUCGACUUCUCCCACGACGCCGGCCUCGUCGCCGCCCUCACAGCCUUCGGCUUCAAGCAGUUCGCCCAGUUCCUGCCCGCCACAGGACCGCCCCACAACCAGCAAUUCUCCACCAGCAAGAUCGUCCCCUUCGCCGGCCGCACAAACAUCGAAAUCAUCCAGGCGCCGCACAAGGUCCGCGCUCGGCGUCCCGCAGGCUCGCAGGAGAACGCCUACGUCGCCGGAACACCCGAAACGUUCUACGUGCACUUCCUGCAGAACCAGCGCACGCUGCCCCUCCACGCCAGCUUCGACGAAUGCGAGUACCGCGAUGACGGCUGGUGCGAGCUCUCCACUUUCAUGGCCGUCCAGAAACAGAGCCUGCAAAAGGCGAAAUAUGAGUACUCGUGCUUCGGCAACUGGACCAUCACCGAGUAUGGAACCGUUACCGAUGGGGUUCCUGCUAACUAG